CAUACUCACAUACAGAUGCAACAAGCCACAGGCAGGCACGCUACCAGACAAACCGGCAGACAGGUAAGCAGGAGGCAGGCACCAUGACCCAAACAGAAGACAGACUCAGCUCUGUGACAACAGAUGUCUCCCACAGAACUGAACACUGAAGUUUACUUUGAGAGCCUCAGAGGAGCUGGAGUAAGCAGAAAAAAAGGACACAUAACAAGACGGGAUGAGGAGUUCUUGACUGCUGUUUUGUAGGCUGAGGAGGGGAUAUUUUACUCACUUUUUCUGAAGUUGCUGAACCUGUAGAAUUACAUUCAUGAGCCAGGGGAGGACUAAAGCCAGCAUGGUAUUCAGCUGGCAGAAGUCCUUUGCCAUCCUGAACCCCUGGAGGAAAGGGAAGGGGGACAAUGUGCUGGAGAAUGAGGUUGUUUUGACCAAGAUGAAGCUCUUCAACAACUUCCAUGAGAAGACCCUCAACAACGCUGAUGAUUCUUCAUCCACAAUCUCCAUGUCAGUAUCUGAGCAGGACAUCUCAGAGCCUGUCAAAGGUUUGGAGGGGAAUGCUGACCUGGAUAACAUGCCUGGACAGCCCCUGAUGGAGUCAAGCUCAGACUACCUCUCUGACAUUUUCUCAGACUCUCAGCUUCCCAUGCUGUACAAGUUUGAGUCGGAGGACUCUGGAGUGGAACUGCUCAGUGGAACCAACUCUCCCUCCACACCCACCGGCUCAGAGCAGAGCUUUAUGGUCCACAGCCGGGAACCCUCCUAUGACUCCUGUAACCUCAACACACCUGUCCCUACCCCAGAUCCACUCCUCACUAUUGAACAGUGCUCUGACACCAAACAAACAGAGGAUAUCAGAGACACACCAUGUACGACUGUAGACAAUGCUGUGCUGGAGUGUGAUAUUGUGGAGUCGGGGGCUGAACUCAACACAGAAGUUGAGAGGGUAGACCUUCAUAUAACUGAGAAGGACAUAAAUAUGGAGAGGGCCCAACACAGGGCCUUGAAGGACACUGCUGAGGACAGUGAGGGGGUUUCAGAGCAGCUGGGUGAGAACAGGGCUGUGACUGAGGGGGUCAACUCAGCGAACACAAGGCCCAGGAGCCAGUGCUCUACAGGGGCCUGUGAUGAUAUGACAGGAGUUAACUUUGAGCAGCGGCCUUUGAGGAAAAGCACGACGAGCGACAGCCUGGAGAAGUAUAUGGAGGAAUGCUGCAGACUGAGUGAGGUCCACCAGGCCAGCUCCAACCCCCUGGGUUCCGGACUGGGCUACCUGGAGCACAUCUGCCAGCUCAUUGAGAAGAUUGGUCAGCUCCAGGAACACAACCUCAGGCUGCAGAAGCAGAUCUGUGGGCUGCAGAAGGAUGGAAGGAUGACCAAGACCAAAGAGGACUUCUUCCUGCAGCACUGUAGCUGUGGAACGGCCGGCAUGGCCUUCCAGGAACAGAAAAGACACUCUAGGAGUGAGUUCCUGACCACCUCCAUGAGCGGCACCCUCUCUGACCUGUCCACCAUCCCUGAGGUCACACGCCACACAGGACUCACAGCCAGGGGAGAGAGUGACCAGGGUGGAUGCCAGCCCCUGGUGCCCCUUUGGAAGAGGGGCCUGAAUCGGAGGAGCUACAAAGAGGGAGAUACGCGCUCCUAUCUCUGUGACAGUACGGAGGGUCUCUCUGCCCCACACAGACGGCUGAGUGAGAACUACACAUGGGGCAGAGUGAAGGAUCUGGUGAAGAAGACCAAGCUGAGGAACCAGAGCAGACUGGGACAGACAUCCACCUCCCUGAAGAGAUCCUGUCCACAGCUUUACCGCCCUGACCUGGGACCAGUGGAACUACCAGGAAGAAACAGGAACUCCAUGAUCGCCUUGGGGCAUCAGAACAAACUGGACUUCCAGUGGCCCCAAUAACCAAUAUACGAAACAGACGGCCCAAAGUGGGAAGAGACUGCCGGGAAGAGGAUAAGGUGAAGUUGACUGGACUGGGAGAGGAGUGUAAGGAGGGGUGAGAGAAAGAACACUUGUGAUGGAUGACAACAUUUCAGUGAGGAGUGAAUAGAAAACGAAAAGUGGGAUGGUCAUAGACAUCUCUCUUGAGAUACAAUUCUAAACUAAGGGAUUUUAUUGUUUCAGAUAAGGGAACAUUGGUAUUUAUAUGAGAAUAGAGAUGCAUUUACUCCACAAUGUACAAGAAUAUGAUACAAAUUAUUUAAUCUUGUACUAUAAUCAUUUUCUAUACAAUUCAUAUGGUAAUGAUUUCUCUAAAUAUAUUUAAUGUUAUUGACAUUUCAAUACUAUGUGUUGAUGGAGAAAAUAAUAACUCUUUGAUAUAAUUGUUCCAACUAAGAAAUAGCAUAUAAAAUAUGAUGGGGUGAUAUUAAAGGGAUAGUUCACCCACAAAAUGACACAUUGGUUUCCUGACACUGUAAGCAGUCUAUGGACAAGGUAUGACAGCAAUCCAUCCUUGGGUUUAGUUUCCCUUGCACUGUUUCAACAUGCUAACACUUUAGCAUUUGUGGCACAAAUCCCAUUCAAGUCAAAAUGCUAAUAUCGGCCCCAUGACAGGGUAAGGAAACCCAUAUGUCAUUUUGUGUUUGGGUGAACUAUCCCUUUAAAUACUAAUGUCCUCUUGAACAAAUGUGAAACAUACACAUAUCAUACAUAUUUCAGGAUAGUACUUAUCUAUUCAACAUAUUUUGUGUGAAUUAUCUUCUUGUUUUGAGUGUGGAGUCGUGGUCAAAAGUUUUGAGAAUGACACAAAUACUAAUUUUCACAAAGUCUGCUGCCUCAGUUUUGAUG
Molecule: messenger RNA, 2788 nt
Organism: Coregonus clupeaformis (lake whitefish)
Lineage: Eukaryota; Metazoa; Chordata; Actinopteri; Salmoniformes; Salmonidae
Exons: 8
Coding region: 305-1900 (531 amino acids)
Source: RefSeq, a predicted model, not a curated record